Molecule: messenger RNA, 2698 nt
Organism: Sycon ciliatum
Lineage: Eukaryota; Metazoa; Porifera; Calcarea; Leucosolenida; Sycettidae
Exons: 19
Coding region: 102-2372 (756 amino acids)
Source: RefSeq, a predicted model, not a curated record
AAACAGGGACAUUGUAACUCGUUGCAAGUCUUUUCAAGCGUCAGUCUGCUUCGCUCGCAUCGCCUUUCAUCACUCAAGGCUCGGGGGGCCCGUUUGGGACAAUGUUGAAGGUAGCUAUUCCGCUGCUGACCUUGGCGGUUUGGCUGCUUCAGCCUGCCAGCGCGCAGCUCAGCCUCAACCUGGACACAAAGACCGGAGCGUAUUCGAUCCUCAACAAUGGCAAGGAGUGGUUGUAUGGCGCGGGCUUUGGUAUCCGUGCCAACGGCAAGGUUUACAGCACAAUGGAUGGCUCUCUGAAGAUAUCCGGAGUGUUCUACGACCACUCUGCCAGCUUCAUCGGUGAAUAUAGGGUUACCACUAUUACGUUCACCGAUGCGGCCGGCGCAAAGAUGUUUGCAGCCGCGUUCAAUGUCUACAAUUCGAACGUGAUCCACUUUGAGCAGAUGAUACCGGCAUCCAUGACUAACAUGUCGACUGGAGAUAACAGCGACGUUAUCACGGCAUUUCCCAUGUUUAACGAAUCCAAGACCGACGCGGACAUGCUCAACUACUUGACCUGGUCGGGCACGUUCUGCAAUGGCGAGAUGGGUGCGUGGGGCAAAGGAAGCUUUGGCGGAGGUCACCGUUUCGGGCCACUGGUUCUGUACGAUAAAUCACUGGACACCUUUGUGAUGUCCAGCAUGAAUAACUUCAUGGUCAGCUACCCGUCACGAUCCAAGUCAUUUGGUAACUCUAUUGCCUAUGGUAUUGGAGGAAAGGUCAACGCACUGCCGGAGGGAUAUGUCUACUCUACCAUCCUUGUGGCCGGCCAGGGUGUACAGUCUACAAUGGCAAGGUGGGGAUCCAUUCUUCUGCAGCUGGGCAAGAAGUACCCAUCUACGCUCAAUUCCGACCCGUCCAUCUCCCAUCUUGGCUAUUACACCGACAAUGGUGCGUACUAUUACUAUAAGACUGAGCCGCAGAAGAACUACCAACAGACUAUGCUGGACGUCAAGGCCAAAGCUGCCCAGCUGGACAUUCCCUUCACGUAUUUCCAGUUCGACAGCUGGUGGUACUACAAGGAUCACCACAGCGCCGUCACGCUGUGGGAGCCUCGACCAGAUGUGUUCCCGGACGGCAUGAAGAAAUGGCUUGACUUGCCCCUAGUGCUGCACAAUCGAUGGUGGUCUCCGGAGAACAACUACAGCCAUGACUGGUUCAUAGCAGAGGAGAGCUGUGCACUGCCCGUCAGCGAGAAGCUCUUUGACUACAUCAUGGCCAAAGCAAAGGACUGGGGUAUGAUCGUCUACGAGCAGGACUGGCUGGUGACGACGUACGAGCGCAUGAGCGUGACGCAGUCGUCACUUUACGCUGCACAGAACUGGUUGCUCUACAUGGGCUCUGCUGCGUCCAAGCUCAACAUUUCGGUGCAGUAUUGCAUGCCUCUGCCCAUGCAUAUGUUACAAUCAACUUCCAUUCAGUCUGUCACUCAGGCGCGUGCAUCCGGUGACUAUCACCCAGGCAACACCAACUGGAACGUAGGACUGACGAGUCUGUUCUACUGGUCAAUUGGAGUUGUGCCGUUCAAGGAUGAUUUCUUCACACACGAUGGAGAGGAGGCCAACUGUCCGUAUGGUUCCAAGGGCUGCGUUGAGCCUAACUUUGAGCUGGUGACACUGGUAGCUUCUCUCACUGGCGGACCCGUUGGACCAUCAGAUGGAGUUGAUUAUCUGAACAAGGAGCUUAUCAUGAGGACCUGCAGGAAAGACGGCUUGCUUCUCAAACCCGAUCGCCCGGCUCUCUUCCAUGAUGCUGCGUUCAAGCUGGGCUUUGAUGGUCAGAAGCGCAUUGAGCUCUGGCACACACAGAGCAACAUCAGCGGUGCCGCUACUCACUACGUCCUCGUCAUUAGUUUGGAGGAGGAAAUCCAGGUGACGCUGGAAGACCUUGGCGAGUCGCCGGGUGCAGCAUUCAUUGCCUUUGACUACUUUGCAAGCUGCCCGCUGGGUCAGGAAGUAUGUGAGCUUGAAGGCAUGCAGCACGUCAACUCCACUUCGCCUCUAGUCAUCAAGCCACCAAGCAACAAAAAGCUGCGUAGCGGUGCAGUUACAUUCCAGUACUUUGUCCUGGCUCAAACCUGGCCCAAUGGCUGGACACCGGUUGGAGAAGCAGGAAAGCUCGUCCCGAUGUCCAGGCAGAGACUUUCUGCAGUGUCUGCACCUGCAGGCGGACCACUCACGGCCACUGUCACUGGUGCUGCCAGCGAGCAAGUACAGCUCUAUGCUAUCUUCCCCAAUGGAGAGUUUGGCCCGACCACCGUCGUGAUUCCCGCCAGCGGCACUGCCACGGUCACCUGCACGGGAAAUAGCGCGUCGACAGCCAAAUGCACUUGACAGCCAAAAGCACUAGACGGCACUCUCAACCCUGAAGAGGAGAGAGGCGUAUGAACGCCGCCUUUGUGAGAAAUCAUAGUACAUGAUGUUAUAGAAGGACUGUUUGCAAAAUUGCGAUUUUGUUACGGCCAAUAAAUUAUUUACGAUGUAUGUAUUUUUUAUUCAUUGGUAUGUAUUUUUCAAUUUCUACCUACAUUUCACCAAUUUCCAAAAAACUGCACUGGAGAACCCAAAUACCACCAUGCCACCCAAUAAUUGAUAAAGUGAUUGCUUUAUUUGCACAGAAGAAUUUUUAUAUUUUGCAUAGAAAAAAAUUCAGAACUCAA